AUGGCAAUGAAGGAGUGGCUGCAAUGGCUUCCUCCUCCACGGUCGCUAGUAGCUCUACUCAUCGCGAUUGCAGGCUUCAGCGGGCGUCUGUUUGCUGCUCACGUAACACACUCGCCGACGCUACUUGUGGACACUUGCCACACUCUAUGCCGUCUAGUUGGCCUUAUCACUACGCUAUUAGCAUAUAAGUAUGAACGAGCAGAUGAAGGCGCUGGUCGUGAGGGACGAUUGCGCAACACAUUCGGCUGGGCCCGCAUCGAGGUGGUCGGGCGAUUGUCUGUGCACGUGCUGUUUGCAUCGUUUGCACUGGGUCUCAUUGUAAAUGCACUUCAGCUGGGUGUUCAUUCCUCUCAUGGGCAACCAUCUCGAUACCCAAGAGUGAUACUGGGAUGUGCCGUUAUUGGGCUUCUGUUGCACGCUAUCAACUAUAUGCUACUCGCUGGUCGAGAGUUAAGUUACAGUCGGCGUUUGAGCAUGACUCCAGAUGGUGAAGUGGUACUAAAAUCUGGAUCAGCGGAGCCGGUACUUGCACAUGCGCCAACUGACAUAGCAAGUAGUUUGUUUGUAAUGGGAGCUGGUCUUACGUUGGAGUGGGAGCCCAUGGCUGCAAGGAUAGCUGACCCGGCGCUCUCUGCCUGCGCCGCUAUUAUACUCGUCGUCUUUAAUUAUCCCUUUAUGCGUUCAGCGGGGUUAGUAUUGCUUCAAACGGUGCCAGAAGGCCUCGGUGCGUGUGACUUGCGAGCGGCUGCACUACGCGUUCCUGGCGUUCUCGCCAUCCAUGAACUUCAUGUGUGGCAGCUACAUAGAGACCGCCUCGUUGCUACUGCUCAUGUGUGUUAUGGCUCCCAUGAGGAGUACUUACGCAAUUCCAAUUUAGUAUGCGAUGUAUUCAAGAAACAUGGAAUUGGUUUGGUCACGUUACAGCCAGAAUUUAUGGUCUCCUCAACUUCAGAUACAGCAGAAGAAAAGAAAAUGUUAUUGGACUUUGCCAACAUGGCUUGUUCCUGCCCGUGUGCAAAGGAAUGUAUCGCGCCUCGUUGCUGUCAAGCGCCUCAAAAACCUACUAUUACCCGUAUU
This is a messenger RNA of Brenthis ino (lesser marbled fritillary), 1077 nucleotides long. Lineage: Eukaryota; Metazoa; Arthropoda; Insecta; Lepidoptera; Nymphalidae. The record is from the annotation of a GenBank genome assembly.